Nezara viridula (southern green stink bug) is the source of this 546-nucleotide messenger RNA. The record is from the annotation of a GenBank genome assembly. NCBI's taxonomy places the organism in Eukaryota, Metazoa, Arthropoda, Insecta, Hemiptera, Pentatomidae.
AUGCCUAGGCUAUUGAUGGUCUAUUACUAUAGGACAGGAAAGGUAAAAGGCAUUGAAAGGUUUCUUGGAGCAGUGGAUAAUUUGGAGGCAUCUUUGAUGGAAGCUACAUCAGGAGUUGCAAAAUACGAACAUCAGCAUCGAUCUAUCGUUUGGAGAAUGCCUCGCUUGCCAAAAGAGGGACAAGGAGCGUAUACAACACAUAACUUAGUGGUGAGGUUGCAGCUUACCUCGUAUGAUCAGGUUCCCGACGAGUUGGCCAACUACGCUUAUGUUGAGUUCACAAUGCCAGCUACGACUGUCUCUCACACUACUGUCAGAUCUGUGUCCAUACAGAACAGCGACAGUGAUUCGCCGCCUGAGAAGUAUGUCCGUCACCUGUCCAGGCAUGAAUACAGAGUUGAAAUAGAGCACACUCAUGGAGAAGGGCCUGGAGACUACAUAGCAGCUACAGUUACAAAACCAGCACCAAUAACGGAAGAACCCCGCCCACAACCACAACCGGCGGCCCCACCUCCAGCAUCUGACAGUGAUUCCGACAGUGGAUAA